Messenger RNA from Cylindrotheca closterium, 1881 nucleotides. The record is from the annotation of a GenBank genome assembly. Lineage: Eukaryota; Bacillariophyta; Bacillariophyceae; Bacillariales; Bacillariaceae.
AUGGUGUACAACCGAUUAUUGCUGCUACUGUCAUUGGUGUGCUUCUCUACCUUCACCGAUGGUGUUAAAGUGAGAAGAGUCAAGGCCGGAAAGAAGUACAAGGAACACGAAGCUGUUCACAUUGUGGUCAACAAAGUCGGUCCCUUCAAUAACCCAACGGAGACCUAUCGAUACUACUCUCUACCAUUCUGCCAUGAGCAUUCAACAGAAGAAGAGGAGGUUGAGGCUGCUGAAGUGGAAAAUGUUGAGAUUGUUGCCCUAGAAUCAGAAAAACGUGAGGGUAAAUUGAGUCACAAACAACGCUUUGGAGAAUCCAUGGUCGGAGAUCGCCGGGAGACUUCCCCUUAUGAAAUUUCCUUUGCUGAUAGUGUUGAGUGGCGUCUGUUGUGUAAGAAGCUUCUCACGCCAGCUGACUUGAAGAAGCUUAAGGAUGCCAUCCACAACAACUACUUUUUUGAAAUGUUUGUUGAGGACCUUCCAAUGUGGGGAUACGUUGGUGAUACCGCUGAUGAGGAUAUUCUUGUCGGAGAAGUUGAAGGAAGCAAGGUCUACCUUUUUACCCAUCUUCACUUCUUCCUUGGCCACAACAACAAUCAAGUCGUCUCUGCCAAGGUCACUACUGAUCUGGAUCGUCGGGUUGAUAUUACAAAAGAAGAUGUGAACCACCAUGUCCAAUUCUCUUAUUCUGUUGAAUGGUUUGAGGAACCGAACCUUACUUGGAAGAACAGAAUGACCAGAUAUGCCCAAUCUCGAUUCUUGCCAAACUCUUUUGAGAUUCACUGGCUGUCAAUCAUCAACUCUAUUGUUUUGGUUUUGCUGUUGACCGCAUUCCUAACCAUCAUUCUUCUGAGAGUGCUGAAGAAUGAUUUCUCCCGUUACAUGGAACUUGAUGAUGAUGUCAUGGACGAAGAAGAGUCUGGAUGGAAGCUUAUUCACGGCGAUGUCUUCCGAUUCCCAAUCAACCCAGUUCUUUUCUGCUCUGCUGUUGGUGUCGGAAACCAGCUUAUGCUGACUACAUUCUUCCAUUUGUGUUUGGCACUUACUGGCCUGAUUUCCACCACUCGACGCGGAUCAAUCUUGGCUGGAUGCGUGGUCUUGUACUGUCUGACAUCUUUCAUCGGUGGAUAUACGGCAGUGCGUCUUUUCAGACAGAUGAAGCAAACAAAUUGGGUUCAGUGCAUCAUUACUACCGCACUCUUGUUCCCUGCUCCAUGUACCUUUGUUUUCUUGUGGGUUAACUCCAUCGCAUUGGCACAUGGCUCGACUAGUGCCCUUCCAGUCACUGCCAUCUUGACUGUCACAGCUUUGUUUAUCUUUAUCGCUUUCCCCCUUACUGUUUUUGGUGGAAUCGUUGCAAAGAACUACGCCAGCGCAGAUUUUGGAGCUCCCACUCGAACCAGCAAGGUCCCUCGCGAAAUCCCUACAGAGUUCCCUUGGUACAGAUCUCGUGAAUUCCAAGUAAUCAUCGCUGGGUUCUUGCCAUUUUCUGCAAUCUACAUCGAACUACACUACAUUUUUGCCUCGAUGUGGGGACACCAAAUUUACACUCUUUUCGGAAUUCUUCUCCUUGCAUUCCUGCUUUUGGUCAUUGUUACAUCUUUCAUCACCGUGGCUCUCUUGUACUUCCAACUAGCAAGAGAAGAUCACCGUUGGUGGUGGGCGGCUUACGUCAAUGGUGGUAUGACCGGAGUUUUCAUCUACGCCUACUCCUUCUACUACUACUUCCACAGAAGCGGAAUGAGCGGUGUCUUGCAAUCAUCGUUCUAUUUUGGAUACAUGGCUAUUAUGUCUUUCGGCUUCUUUUUGAUGCUUGGAAGUGCUGGCUUCCAAUUUAGCUUGAUCUUUGUCAAGUACAUUUACGCUCGGGUAAAAUGCGAUUAA